Molecule: messenger RNA, 705 nt
Organism: Schizosaccharomyces cryophilus OY26
Lineage: Eukaryota; Fungi; Ascomycota; Schizosaccharomycetes; Schizosaccharomycetales; Schizosaccharomycetaceae
Product: Smc5-6 complex non-SMC subunit 1
Exons: 2
Coding region: 1-705 (234 amino acids)
Biological process (GO): DNA damage tolerance; double-strand break repair via homologous recombination
Cellular component (GO): Smc5-Smc6 complex; nucleus
Molecular function (GO): ubiquitin-protein transferase activity
Source: RefSeq, a predicted model, not a curated record
AUGGAGGGAGACACGCGGAUUGAAGAAAACGCAGAAAAGCAAAAGUUUGUGCUACAAUAUGUGAUGAAUCGAACUUUCGGAGUUGAUGAGGAUGUAGUACAAGGCCUGAUUCAUGAUUUAUUUGGUGAGUCAGCAUCACUGAGUCAAACUAUGAAUGAAAUCAACAAAAACAUUCACAAUUACGACUUUAAGCUUCAAAAAAUUCAAGACCAGCUCGAUGGCCGACCGACAUGGCAUUUUCAAAAUCUAUCUGGUGACCCUGUUUCGCAAAUGGCCACACCAUAUUCGACGAACCAAAUUGAACUGAUGCGAAGAAUUAUCGAUUGGAUUAUGCAAGCUGACGAGUAUCAGUACUCGAUAACUACACUCCAGAUUCACAAGUAUGCACGACGGGACAUGUCGCUGGCUCCCUCUAUUAUUGAAAACUACUUGAGCACUUUUGAAAGAGAUGGUUGGUUGAAUCAACGCGAAGGGAUAUGGACAUUCACAAACCAUGCAUUGGCAGACAUGGAGGCUUACCUACAUAAUGAGUAUGAAAGUAGUCUCUACGAGUGUAAUGCUUGUCGCGGUAUUGUCACAGCGGGCUAUGUUUGCGAAUGUGGAUAUUGUUUGCAUGUGUAUUGUUGCAAACAUUUGGCCUAUGAGUCAUGUCCCAACUGCAGCACUAAUUGGACAGAAGCUACAACGAUUGGAAGAUGGUACUAA